This is a messenger RNA of Musca vetustissima, 1031 nucleotides long. RefSeq names its product peritrophin-44-like. The coding region runs from base 6 to 1031 and encodes 341 amino acids. Gene Ontology annotation, cellular component: extracellular region. The transcript has a single exon. Gene Ontology annotation, molecular function: chitin binding. The record is from RefSeq and is a predicted model, not a curated record. NCBI's taxonomy places the organism in Eukaryota, Metazoa, Arthropoda, Insecta, Diptera, Muscidae.
UACAAAUGCAAUUUGCCUCGGCUGCCUAUUCCAUGGCCGAGACAUGUUUGUACUACGGCGAAGGCUAUAUUGCCGAUCCGGCUAAGUGCAACGGUUGGGGUUAUUGCAGUGGCGGUGAAUUAAUUGCCCAAGGUGAUUGCCCCGGCACCUAUUUGUACAAUUCGAAGACAGGCCAAUGCGAUUAUCCCGACAAGGUGGAAUGCGCCAGCAAAUUGGAGAGUACCUGCAGUACUGUCACCUCACCCAUCUAUGUUGCCGAUCCCGAUGACUGCACCAAGGCCUGCUACUGCAACGAUGGCAAAUACAAAUGUGAAAAGUGUCCCGAAUAUCAGGUAUUCAAUCCCACAACCAGAUCAUGCGUCUACUCCAGCCAAUAUGCCUGUCCGGCCGAUUCGAUUUGUCGUCUAGUGCCCAACGGCAAAUGGGUAUCGGAUCCAGAUGCCUGCGGUAAUUACAUUACAUGUGUGGACGGCAGUGGAACUAGCCAGAAAUGCCCCAAUGAUCUAUUUUACAAUCAGUUCACGAAUACAUGUUCGUCCACGGACAUUUGUGCCCCAAGUACCAAUCCCCCAACAACUGUGUCAGCUGGUCCUGGUGUUGAUAAGAAUUUACCCGAUAGUACAACCGCCUGUGCUAAAAAUCCCGGCACCAAAGAACCCUUCUUUGUUUCGGAUGGACAAACUUGUAUGGGUUUCUAUUCGUGUGAAACAGUCGGUGCCGAGACGGGUGUUUGGGCCAAGUGUCCAAUGGGCACCCAUUUCGAUGAGGCCAAUCAAGCCUGUGUUACCCCCUAUACCGUUGACUGUCCAUACGAUCGUUGCGGCAAUAUUAAUCAGAACUUUGUUUCGGUUUUGGGCUGUCAAGAUUACUACUACUGUAUCAACCAGACUAAACAACCAGGAAUGGGUGGCAACUGUAAGACCAACAAUGCCAACUAUCCAUACUUCAGUGAAGUACAAAAUGCCUGUGUCAAUGCCGAUCCCGGAUAUGCUAUUUGCAAAGCCACCCCUCCCUCACCAGUGGGUAACUAA